AUGGAUAUCCGUCCUGGAACCACAGUUGAAUGGGAACCUUCCACAUCACCAGAUGAGAGUCCUGUUUAUAUCAAUUCAAUUCGCAUUCACGAAAACGGCGGAGCUCCAUUAACACAUUUCACUUAUCGUCCAGAUGUUAGAACAUUGCCUGAAAUGCUUGACAGCUCUGUUGUCAUCUAUCCUAAGCAUGAUUGCUUCGGCGAGCGUGUUGUUGAUGCAGAUGGCAAGUUAGGCCCUUAUAAAUGGAUCAAUUAUACAGAAUUCAAAGAAUUGUGCAUCAAAUGGGCAAAAGGCCUCAAAGCACUCGGUCUUGAACCAGGUGAUAAACUCGGUGUUUACUCAGUUAAUUGUAUAAUGUGGCAAGUCGCUCAAUUCGGAUCAUUAUAUGCCGGUAUCGUUCCAGUUCCUGUUUACGAUUCACUUGGCCCUAAUGCUGCUCAAUAUAUUACCGAUCAUUCUGAAUGCAAAGUAAUUCUUGUCCAUAAAAAGAACUUAGAAAAGGCCAUGGAAGUCAAGAAGCAAGUUCCACGCGUACAGAAAGUCAUUUCUAUCGAUCCGAAACCAUCAAUCCAAGAUCCAGAUCUAAUAACCAUUGAUGAGUUGUUUAAGCUUGGCGAAUCAGUAGAUUUCAAGCCAGUCAAGCUCGAUACUAAUGACACAGCCAUGAUCAUGUACACAAGUGGUUCAACAGGCGAACCAAAGGGCUGCGUCCUUUCUCAUCAGAAUAUCAUGGCUGGAGGCAAUGGUCUUGGUGGUAUGGGCACUUCUGUUACUCAGACAGAUACAUACUUCUCAUUCCUCCCAUUAGCUCACAUCUACGAGUUAUGUUCACAAACAACUUUGAUUUGUCAGGGUGCAAGAACAGGAUUUUAUUCAGGCGAUAUCAGAAAUAUGGUUUCAGAUAUUCAAGCAUUACAUCCUACAAUUAUCUGCGCCGUUCCUCGUGUUUUCAACAGAAUUUACGAUAACAUGAUGAAGAAGAUCAACGAACUCCCAGCUCCAGUCAGAAUGCUUGUCAACUGGGCCAUCAAUCACAAGAAUAACUGCCUUCUUACCGGAAAGAAGCCAUCUUCCAUCAUAGAUACCUUCCUUCUCUCCAAAUUCUCAGGAGCAUUAGGAGGAAGACUCCGCCUCAUUGUUAACGGCGGUGCUCCAAUUCUCCCACACGUCUACGAGUUCUGCCGCGCCACAAUCACUCCAAACAUCAUCCAAGGCUACGGACUCACAGAAAUUUCCGCUGCAGGAUGCGUACAACAGUGCGGCGACAGGAAUCCAAACACUGUCGGUCCUGUCUGCGUCACAAUCGAUAUGAAACUCCGCCGCGUUCCAGGCAUGGACUACGACCCACGUGGAGAAAUUCCAGCAGGUGAAUUGAUGUUCCGCGGUCCAUCAUUGUUCAAGGAAUACUACAAGAAGCCAGAACUCACAAAAGAAGCUAUGGUUGAUGGAUGGUUUGCAACAGGCGAUGUCGGCAAAUUACUUCCAGACGGAACAAUCCAGAUCAUCGACAGAGUCAAGCAACUCGUCAAACUUUCUCAGGGCGAGUACAUCUCCAUCACAUCACUUACAGAUAUUUACGGCACAGCUGUUGGUGUUCAGUCUAUCUUUGUUUAUGCAAACUCAAUGCAUGAUAGACCAGUUGCUAUUGUUAUCCCAACAAACGAUUUGAUCAAACAGAUGGAGACAGAUAAGGAAGGAGUCAAGAAGACAAUGAUGGAUAACUUAGACAAAGUUUAUAAUGAUGAACAUCUUCGCGGUUUUGAAAAGAUUCUUAAUAUCUAUCUCGAUACAGAGCCAUUCACAAUCGAAAAUGGAUUGCUCACACCAUCCCAGAAACCACAGAUUAACAAGAUCAAGGCUAAGUAUGAAAAGAUUGCUGAUUCUCUCUAUCCAGCUGCUUAA
Messenger RNA from Trichomonas vaginalis G3, 1902 nucleotides. Its product is annotated as long chain fatty acid--CoA ligase family. The coding region runs from base 1 to 1902 and encodes 633 amino acids. Lineage: Eukaryota; Parabasalia; Trichomonadida; Trichomonadidae. The transcript has a single exon. The record is from RefSeq and is a predicted model, not a curated record. Gene Ontology annotation, cellular component: endoplasmic reticulum; membrane. Gene Ontology annotation, molecular function: long-chain fatty acid-CoA ligase activity.